Molecule: messenger RNA, 587 nt
Organism: Trichoplax adhaerens
Lineage: Eukaryota; Metazoa; Placozoa; Uniplacotomia; Trichoplacea; Trichoplacidae
Exons: 4
Coding region: 1-495 (164 amino acids)
Biological process (GO): proton motive force-driven ATP synthesis
Molecular function (GO): proton-transporting ATP synthase activity, rotational mechanism
Source: RefSeq, a predicted model, not a curated record
AUGCUAUCGGCUCGCUUAACAAGGCAAUUAGUCCGAUUUAAUGGACGUGUAGUGUUACAACAGAGUAGGAAUUAUGCUGAUGCAGCACCAGCUAGCCAAUUGCUGUUAACAUUUGCUUCUCCCAAUCAGGCCUUCUAUAGCAAACAAAACGUCAAACAAGUUGAUGUACCUUCAUUUAGUGGUAACUUUGGUAUCUUACCUAGUCAUGUUCCUACUAUUGCCGUUAUCAAGCCUGGAAUUGUAACUGUAUAUGAAGAAGAUGGAACGACUUCCAAGUAUUUCGCAAGCAGCGGUAACAUUUCCGUCAAUGCAGAUUCAACUGUUCAAAUUCUUGCUGAAGAAGCUUGUCCAUUAGAUCAGCUAGAUGCUCAGGCCGCGAGAGAAGGUUUAGAGAAAGCUAACCAACAGGUUACAUCGGCAUCAUCAGAUGAAGCUAAAGCAGAAGCGCAAGCAGCCGCCGAAUGCUAUGAAGAAAUUAUCAAGGCUACUAAUUAAUUAAUGUUAUCGAUGUAAAAUUUUGUAAUGAAGGCUUACCAAAGUACAAAUUUAAGAUACAAUUUUAACGAACAUUUAGCUUCAACUUCAAU